CAUGCUCAUGUGCUCAUAAUUAUUGGUACUAUAUUCAGUAAAGUACCACUGAGAGAGAAUUUGCUAGGGAAAUCCGAUGAUUUCCUUCCAGGCUUCGUGUAUACGAAGUAAACAUAAUAUUCUUCUUAGAACCUGGGCCUUUCCUAAGCCUGUCAAUGUCUACUCUCGCUCUUCUUCUCUGUCGGCCAUCCACCGCGGGUUGCGCAAUUCAGAGAAGGCUAGGCCACAAGGUUUUAACAGAGAUUCUUUGAAUACGGCCAGGUCAGGCAGGACAGAACGGUAUGGAAGGGACAGUCGUCAAGAGGAAUCAUCCUUCAAAGUUAAGAAAGGCAAAAAGGACAUUACAUACAAGGGUCCGGAACCAAAGUCGAGAGCAGCACGUUUCUAUGAUCCAAAGGAAUCAUUCGGGAAGAAAAGUUUAGUAUAUCAACUAAACAACAAGGAAAAUUAUACCCGUAAUGACAGGGAUGGUGGACUAUCAAAGACUCAGUUUAUGAAGGAUUUCAAUUCGGGUCCUCGGAGUCGUACACCAUACAAGUCAGAAAACCCACAUUCAUCAUCUCGAUUCGGUUCGGAACGGGGACCUAGGAAAGAACCAAAUGAGCGAGGAGCUUAUAGUUCUACCCGAACCGAAUCAUUUGGGGGAAGAUCAAAGUUCCCACCCUAUUCCGAAAAGCUUCGCAAAACACCGAUGCCAUGGGAACAAAGGGGUUCAGCUAAAACCAGGAAGCCUAUUCAAUCAACUCGGGACCGGGGGAAUACUCCGGGAUUUCAACGGUGGGACCGCGAUUCUCAACCUCCAACAGAACGGCGAGGAGCCAAUGAGGAUGAGCACACAUCGUUCCGCCCCAGCCUGUCCAAGGAUCAUGGACCCGUUCGCAUUCCACGUACCACUGCGGCAUCACAGUUCUUGUAUGGCUACUCGGUAGUUGAAGCUGCUCUGAAGGAAACGCGGCGGCAAGUUUACAAACUCUAUAUAUACUAUGGGGAUAGCGCACAGCUUGCUUCUCGAAUUGAUGGCUUGGAGAGAAAGGCAAGCCAAGCUGGCAUUCCUAUCGAGAAAGUAGAAGGCACUGCUGGCCUACGCAUGAUGGAUAAAAUGAGUGAGGGUCGACCUCACAAUGGUUUUAUCCUCGAAGCUUCCCCAUUGCCACAGUUACCAGUCAGGAGCCUUGGUCCGCUAACCGAAGAGCCGGCCACCGGCUUUACUCUCGAACUAGGUCACCAGACCGCCGAAGAAGCGCAAGUCAAUGGUACCUCCAACUUUGUCAAAUACGUCCUUCCACCCAACCGUAAACCGUUUGUUCUAUUAUUAGACGGCAUCCAGGAUCCGGGGAACUUGGGCGCUAUCCUACGAUCGGCAGCAUUUCUAGGAGUCAACGCUGUUGGGAUUACAAAAGGUCACACGGCUACUCUGACAUCCGUAGCUGUGAAAGCAUCCGUUGGCGCAUCCGAGAUCACACAACUAUUUUCAAUCAGUUCCACGCUCGAUUUUCUCACCAAGUCUAAGGAGGCUGGCUGGGUUAUUUAUGCCGCCGUAGCGCCGACCAAUCGACCUAGGGAAAGUAAGAACAUCACGUUGGACAGACUAGAUACCUACGACCCGUUGUCGUCCGAACCUACAAUCCUGAUCGUCGGAAGCGAAGGAGAGGGACUCGAUAAAAAGACGAGACGGAUAGCAGACUUCGAAAUCUCAAUACCGAACCAUUCUGGAUCUACCAUGGUAGAGAGCCUGAACGUCAGCGUCGCAACGGCCAUUCUUUGCUCCGCUUUCUUGAAGAACCAGUAUUCUGGAGGAGAAUUCGAUAAGGUUAUCGAGGUCAAGGAUAAUGAAUCUGACCAACUGUGGUGAGGCCUAGGCCUACGAUUCUAACAUUAUUCAGGAUAUGAUGCCUAAUGUUUAUGAGACAUUUGUAUGACUAUAGGGAUGGGAUGUCUUGGCGAGACAAUCCCGAUUUUAUGGACUGGGUUCUUAGGCAUAUGCAUGAGGAAUGAGGCAACGGGAUAACUUCAACCCUGGGUAUAUUUAGAACACGCCUCAUACAUUAGGUUAGGUACAGAGAGAAUUCUCUGCAGUGAGUUCAAUUAGAUACGGGAGCGGCUGUAGGUGCAACUACUCCGCUCGAAAUAAAAGAUUCCAAUGAAUCAACCUUGAACGAUUAAAUGGUAUCAAGUCUUUUUAUUG
Messenger RNA from Daldinia loculata, 2185 nucleotides. RefSeq lists its product as uncharacterized. Gene Ontology annotation, biological process: rRNA methylation. Bases 77 to 1852 code for a protein of 591 amino acids. NCBI's taxonomy places the organism in Eukaryota, Fungi, Ascomycota, Sordariomycetes, Xylariales, Hypoxylaceae. The record is from RefSeq and is a predicted model, not a curated record. Gene Ontology annotation, cellular component: mitochondrion. Gene Ontology annotation, molecular function: RNA methyltransferase activity; RNA binding. The transcript has a single exon.